Messenger RNA from Drepanopeziza brunnea f. sp. 'multigermtubi' MB_m1, 459 nucleotides. RefSeq lists its product as uncharacterized. The record is from RefSeq and is a predicted model, not a curated record. Lineage: Eukaryota; Fungi; Ascomycota; Leotiomycetes; Helotiales; Drepanopezizaceae.
AUGAGCGUGGCGGCUCUGGACAAAAAGACUGUUACAGUGGACCACGUUCCGCGACCCGCUUUAGGAGGCUCCAUCCUCCAUCGGGUCAAGACGGACUGCGUGAGCAACGGAUGGAUCGGCGUUGAUGUCCGGAUCCAAGAACUAGACUGCACGUAUAUGACUACUCUGAUCGCGGGAAGCGUGGGCAUGGAGUUCGAGGCCAGUGGUGAUCAUGGCGAAGCACUAGACACCGUCAAGUCGCUUUCUGGAUGGUGGGCGUACAUGAAGGCGGAAGACUCCAAAUCUUGCGAGAAGGAUCAGCUUGAGGCAGAGACAAAACCCGAGGGGGAUCAAAUCGGUGCGGUCACCGACCCAGCUCUUGUCCUAGAGUCACGGAAGAGAAUGUGGGCAGAUAUGGCCGCGAGGCUUGAAUAUCAAAGAUGUGCUCUUUUCGGGGAGAUGGUGUCGAUAUCGCGUUGA